Messenger RNA from Ricinus communis (castor bean), 4206 nucleotides. RefSeq names its product AP3-complex subunit beta-A. Bases 731 to 4033 code for a protein of 1100 amino acids. Gene Ontology annotation, biological process: intracellular protein transport; vesicle-mediated transport. The transcript is spliced from 11 exons. Lineage: Eukaryota; Viridiplantae; Streptophyta; Magnoliopsida; Malpighiales; Euphorbiaceae. The record is from RefSeq and is a predicted model, not a curated record. Gene Ontology annotation, cellular component: membrane coat; AP-3 adaptor complex.
UUGGUCUGGAAGCCAUGGCUCUCACUUUUGAGUGCAGUGCUUGAGCUAGUGUACUGAUUAAGCCAUCACCCAAAUGAAGAGUGGGUUCUCAAUAACAGUUGUGACGACGGCAAUUGAACGAAGUGGCUCAAAGAUCUUUAAACCAGCAACUGAACAAAGUGAGGAGUAUCGGGCAGCGUCUUAGGAGUGGUAAGAUAGUAUUUUGAGAGUUUUGACGAUAACUGCAUAUCAAAUAAUUGAAUUCGAAAUCUUAGUUAAGCUCUUGUCUGUACGCUUUUGGUCCAGUUUCUUUUUUCUUUUGUCAUUAGAAAAGAGUUCAAAGGUUCCUUAUUUAGUUCAAAGAGUUGCAAAUAACCGUCAGCUGAAAGGGAUGUCGCUCAUCUAUAAAUGACUGCGGCCCGAAUAAGCUAGCGGCCCAUUAUUUGCAUGGAGAAGUAUGCUAAUCCAUUCCGGUAUUGUAGUAUCCCACAAAGGUACAAGAUCAUAUUUCUCCAAUCAGACUACUUAUCCUAUCAUCCAAACAGCCCCCAUCGGCUCCAGCUCUCCACUUCUGCAAACUCCAAAACCUCUCUUCUCUCUCUAAAAAGUUAAAAAAAGAAAAAGAAAUUGAAUUCUGGAAGCGAAGAUUUUCGAUAUAUAUAUAUUUGUACAGGAAGUAUGUUUCCUCAAUUCGGUGCAACAGGAGAGACACUAAGCAAAGCAUCAACGAUCAUGUUUAGAAUAGGUACAGAUGCUCACUUGUACGACGAUCCGGAGGAUGUUAACAUCGCUCCCUUGCUUGAUAGCAAAUUUGAUUCUGAGAAAUGUGAAGCUCUUAAGCGUCUCCUCGCUCUCAUCGCUCAAGGAUUUGACGUUUCCAAUUUCUUUCCUCAGGGAAUUGCAGGUUGUUAAAAAUGUGGCGUCUCAGUCAUUGGAAGUAAAGAAGCUGGUUUACUUAUACUUGCUGCAUUAUGCUGAAAAGCGUCCAAAUGAAGCUUUGCUGUCAAUCAAUUCUUUCCAGAAGGAUUUGGGAGACACAAAUCCACUAGUGAGGGCUUGGGCACUUCGUACCAUGGCAGGAAUUCGUCUACAUGUAAUUGCACCUCUUGUUUUGGUCGCUUUAGGCAAGUGUGCUAGAGAUCCAUCUGUUUAUGUCAGAAAAUGUGCUGCUAAUGCUCUUCCCAAGUUACAUGAUUUGCACAUAGACGAACAUUCUACUACAAUUCAAGAGAUUGUUGGAGUAUUGUUAAGUGACCAUUCUCCUGGAGUAGUUGGAGCUGCUGCUGCUGCAUUCACUUCUGUUUGUCCAAAUAAUUAUUCAUUGAUUGGAAGAAAUUAUAGAAGGUUGUGUGAGGUUCUUCCCGAUGUGGAAGAGUGGGGUCAGAUAGUUCUAAUUGGAAUCCUUCUGCGCUAUGCAAUAGCAAGGCAUGGUCUGGUAAAAGAAUCCUUAAUGUUCUUUUUGCAUAGCAAGGAAAGUUCCCAGUCUGAAAAGGAUGGUUCAGAUGUUGAAUUUUCAUUAGAAAAAGAGAAUAGUAGUGUGAGUUGGAAAUAUGACUCCGAGUUGGCAAGUAUGGUUUCCAGGAGUUAUAUUGAAGGUCCUGAUGAAUAUUUAGCACGGACAAGUUAUGCUGACAGUGUUUCCUCUGAAUUUAAUGGUGCAAAAUUCACGUCUGUCAAAAGUAAUGAUGAUGUGAAGAUCCUACUCCAAUGUACUUCCCCAUUGCUAUGGAGUAACAACAGUGCAGUAGUACUAGCAGCAGCUGGUGUCCACUGGAUUAUGGCACCUUUUGAGGAUGUCAAAAGAAUUGUUAAACCACUUUUGUUUUUGCUGAGAUCGUCUACUACUUCAAAAUAUGUGGUCCUCUGCAACAUCCAAGUGUUUGCCAAAGCAAUACCUUCCCUCUUUGCUCCAUAUUUUGAAGACUUUUUCAUAAAUUCCUCUGAUUCAUAUCAAAUUAAAGCAUUGAAGCUUGAGAUUCUUUGUUGUAUUACAACAGAAUCAUCUAUUUCAUCUAUCUUCAAAGAGUUUCAGGAUUAUAUUAGAGAUUCGGACAGGAGAUUUGCUGCUGACACUGUUGCAGCAAUUGGUUUAUGUGCUCAACGGCUUCCCAAAAUGGCUAAUACAUGCUUGGAAGGGCUGUUAGCUCUGACUAGACAGGAAUAUUUGGCUGGUGUCUUUGGAUCCACUGAUGGAGAAGCAGGCGUUCUAGUUCAAGCAAUAACAUCGAUUAAAUUAAUCAUAAAGCAAGGUCCUCCCACUCAUGAAAAGGUUGUAAUUCAGUUGGUUCGAAGUUUGGAUUCAAUCAAGGUACCUGCAGCCCGUGCAAUAAUAAUUUGGAUGAUGGGGGAGUAUAACGAUUUAGGGGAGAUAAUUCCAAGGAUGUUGACCACUGUACUUAAAUAUCUUGCGUGGAGCUUUUCUUCAGAAGCAUUGGAAACAAAGCUUCAAAUUCUUAACACUAUUGUUAAGGUGCUAUCAGGUGCAAAAGAGGAAGAUCUUUGUACUCUUAAAAAAUUAGGGAGCUAUGUGCUUGAAUUGGCUGAGUUUGAUUUGAACUAUAAUGUUCGUGACAGAGCUCGCCUACUGAAAAAACUUCUUUCAUCAAAAUUAGGUUCGCAAGAAAUUGAGGACAAUACAAAUUCUCCACAUCAAGUAGAGGAUCUGUCACAUGUGCUUGCAGAAUGUUUCUUUCGAGGAAAAACAAAACACUCGUCUUCUGAACCUAUUAACUAUCGUAUCUAUCUUCCUGGAUCCCUGUCACAGAUAGUCCUUCAUGGAGCUCCGGGAUAUGAACCUCUCCCGAACCCUUGUAGCAUACUUCAUGACGAGCUUAGCCACCUGUCAAACUCUAUGCUUGAGACAGAUAUGUCAGGGGAGGGAACUGAUAGUUCUGGCACUAUAUCUGGAUCAUCUGAUCAGGAAACUGCUUCGGGUUAUAGCUCAGAACAUUGUAAUACUGAAUCAAGUGGUGAUGAUGCUGGUGAUGAGACUGGUUCUGUAAGUGGUAGUGGAAAUGAUGCUGAUCCAUUGAUUCAGGUUUCCGAUGUUGGAGAUGGCCAUAUAAAUCAGACUGGAGUUCAGCCUGCCUCUUCUGAUUUGGGGGAACUGAUGUCAAAGAGAUCCCUAGAAUCAUGGUUGGAUGAGCAGCCUGAUUUGUCUAACCCAGGUACAUCAGAACGAAGUCAAGUCUAUAGAUCUUCAGCAAGAAUUUCCAUUAGGGAUAUUGGAAGCCGAGUUAAACCUAAUAGCUAUGGACUCUUAGAUCCUGCAAACGGGAAUGGCUUGAAGGUGGAUUAUUCAUUUUCAUCUGAAAUUUCAAGCAUAUCACAUCUACUUGUUUGUGUUGAAGUUUCCUUUGAGAACUGUUCCACUGAGACCAUUUCAGAAGUAAUGUUGGUGGAUGAGGAAUCUAACAAAGCUCCAGAUUCUACUGAAAGCUCCUUGACAUCUCAUAAUGACGUGCCAAUAUUGGUUCCUAUGGAAGAGAUGAUUUCUUUGGAACCUGGUCAAGUGACAAAGAGGAUACUCCACGUUCGUUUCCAUCAUCAUCUAUUGCCUUUGAAGCUGGUUUUAUAUUGUAAUGGCAAGAAGCUUCCAGUCAAGUUGCGGCCUGACAUUGGAUAUUUUGUAAAACCACUUCCCAUGAACAUUGAGGCCUUCACAGAUAAGGAGUCUCGUCUCCCUGGAAUGUUUGAGUACAUGAGGAGUUGCACAUUCAAUUACCAUAUUGAGGAGCUGAACAAGGACAAGGGUGACAUGUUGAUGAGAGACAAAUUUCUAUUGGUUUGUGAGAGCCUUGCUGUAAAGAUGCUUAGCAAUGCUAAUCUUUUUCUCGUAUCUGUUGACAUGCCAAUUGCUGUCAAUCUUGAUGAUGCCUCUGGUUUAUGCUUACGAUUCAGCAGUGAAAUUCUAAGCAACUCAAUUCCCUGCUUAAUUACCCUUACUGCUGAAGGUAAAUGCACUGAACCAUUGAAUGUAUGUAUAAAAGUCAACUGUGAGGAAACUGUAUUUGGCUUGAAUCUAUUGAAUAGGAUAGUGAACUUCCUUAGUUGAGCACUUAUGACCUGCUUGUAUUCAUUGGUUGUGGUGAAAGCUGUGUCACUCGUGUAUCAAGCAAGAAAACUGGCAAAUCAACAGAUAAUGUCUUUGAUGCAGUUGUAUUAAACUGUAAUUGCAUACGUCAAUUCCUUAUAUUCAUUCUGAACAGUUCAUUAUUCUUUUUCAAA